UUGGCAUUUAUUUUUUCAUCUAGGAUGGAGCAACUAGAUCAAAACCACAUGGUCCCCACUUAUGAGGAGGUGGUAAUGAGUGGCCAGUAUCCCAUCAGUCAGUCCUCUGAGCGGAACAACAGCAUCACCCAGCUGCCAGCCUAUGACGAACUAGAGGAAGAUCAGCGCACCGUGGAGGAUGGAUUCAGCCCAGCACGCAGACCUUCAUCCCAAAUCGACCCCAGCACUGGAGCGGGCGGCCGAAGAAACAGCCGUCCCGGGCGCAAACUAAUUCCCCUUAAAAUUAGACGCAUAAAAUCAGACAACCUUAGAAGGAAAAGCUUAAGUGAUAUCCAACAGAAUAACGUGUUCACCAUCGAACCCCUCACCCCGCCUCCACAGUAUGACGAUAAGGUCCCUCCACUUCCUACAGACACACAACAGUGAGGUUUACACUAACACUGCGGUGUGAAGUCUGCUAACCUCUUUUACGAAUUACUACUGCACUGAACUGCAUAUAACUCCUCUGGACAGGACAAUCCACUAUCAGCAGCACAGAGAAGGCAGUAGUGUGUCAAGUUGGAGAGCCUUCAUUAUGUCUUCCUGUGUUGGGUGUAUAUUUCCUGUUUCUCAAAAAAAAUUAAAAUUGGAGCUGAUUGGAUUAAAACUGACCUGGAACUUGGAAAGAUGUUUACUGAACAACUGCUGGUCUUGAUUUAGGCUGGUCUUGUCAGACCUGAAAUUCAGCAUCCAAGCUGUGCAGACCUUAAUUUCAUAGGACGUCCACAAGAAUUUCAGAAGAGAUGUGAUACUGUAAACUGUGAGUCACAUCAGCACUGUUGCAUUUUUUGCACUGAUUUGUUUGUGUGUGUCGGGUGUGAGGGCAUGUGAUGUUUUUUUGUUUUUGUAAAUUUUCUAUGAACUUUGCUUUUCCUGUGUUGGCUUUAACUUUUUGUGUUUGUGUGUAAGUACGCUUGUUCUUGGUGACCUUGUUGCCAGAGUGACAAACCGUGAGGUCAUCAGUAUGUGUCUCUUCGACACAGAGAGGUUCUUUGACCCUGCAGCUGCCUUAUAGCACUCUCUCACCAACACGCACCACCAGACACUAACUUGACUUUUCCACUUACUUGAUUACACAAACACUCAUCCCUUUAUUUUUAACUUUUCAAUGUUGAUUAGUGUGAAAACAACUGUGUUUCUCAUAGGGCAGCUGUGGCAUCUCCAUGCUGUGAGGUUUAAGCUCCCAUUCAUCUGUCUGCACUUGUGUUACUGCUCUAAACACUCCAGGAUUUUCACAGCUAGUUAUUACUGAAAUCAGUGUUUCUUUUUUUGGAAAAUUUGCUGAUGCCACUGCAGUUAAAGACAGACAUGGAUGGAAAAAUGUUGCCAAAUCUCAUGUGCAAUUUAAAGAUACGUUGUAUGUUUCUUCUGUUUAUUUUAUUCUAUUUUGUUACAUUCUAAUUGUAAGCUAGUAUGGAAAGAGAAAUAAAAAUUAUUUGGCAUGUG
Molecule: messenger RNA, 1485 nt
Organism: Carassius gibelio (silver crucian carp)
Lineage: Eukaryota; Metazoa; Chordata; Actinopteri; Cypriniformes; Cyprinidae
Product: transmembrane protein 51-like
Exons: 1
Coding region: 25-426 (133 amino acids)
Source: RefSeq, a predicted model, not a curated record